Protopterus annectens (West African lungfish) is the source of this 4101-nucleotide messenger RNA. It is a transcript of the gene INAVA, whose product is annotated as innate immunity activator. Gene Ontology annotation, biological process: positive regulation of protein ubiquitination; adherens junction maintenance. The record is from RefSeq and is a predicted model, not a curated record. Bases 247 to 2754 code for a protein of 835 amino acids. NCBI's taxonomy places the organism in Eukaryota, Metazoa, Chordata, Ceratodontiformes, Protopteridae. The transcript has 10 exons.
UCCCAGUUGAGGAUUUUGACUUCAUAGUACAAAGUGGUGUUCUUUUACUUCUAAAAGACUAUGUCUGGAUUUUACUGCUUAUUCCAUGUAGGACUGUAGUUGUAGUUCUUUCCUUUACUGUUUAACUAAGUGGCAGUGUUCUUCUUUCAGACAGGCGAUGCAGAUUUUGUGACUGUUGAAACUGAGGACAAAUAAUAGCCCUCCUGCUCGCAUUACAUACGUUUAUUGUCAUACCCAAACGUUCACAUGAUCCCAGACUCGAACUCUGCAUUAAUCAUGGAGAGUAAAGAUGAAACCAGUGACACAGACAGCGGCAUCAUCUUGCAUUCAGGCCCAGACAGUCCCAUGACACCAUUGAAAGAUUUAACUCAUGCUAUGAAACUGCGUCAAAAGGCAUUAGAAGAAAAACUGGAGGCUUGCUUAGAGGAACUGAAAAAAAUCUGCAUAAGAGAAGCAGAACUGACUGGGAAACUGCCAAAAGAAUAUCCACUGGCACCUGGAGAGAACCCCCCUCGAACUCGGAGGAGGAUUGGUGCUGCAUUUAAACUGGAUGAGCGUACUAUUCAAAUCAAAGGAGAGGAUUCAGUGAUAAGUUCCUUGGAGAGAGAUUUUGCUUUGCAGUGCCAGAUAACGGAGGCAGCCCGGCGUCUUGCACAUGAACCUCAUCUUAGCAAACACAUUAAAAAACAGCGGAAGAAUGCAGUUGUGAAGGAAGAGAAGAAACUGAGAGACCUGGAGCAUACCUUAAAUGAUCACCGGGUUAAAGCUGGGCACAAACCCUUGACAAGAAUAAGUCGCAUCCUAGCAGAAGAACUGAGUGCCUCGGAUGACAGUUCUCUGUCUGAUGCAGCCAUCUUGGAUGAUGAAGAAACACAAAGUCAGAAGUCUCAUGCUUCUUCUGAAGUUCUAGUUCCAGCAGGACCCAACAAUGUUCAUUAUUCCCCUCAGCUUCCUACACGCACUGCUCAACCUGUACCUCCACAGACUCUGGAAGGCCUAAAUCUCCAUUCCUACUCACCGUCUAAGUAUGACCGAUCACCUAUUCAGAACACAGAGUGGAAGGAAUCUAGCCUUGACAAACCCUAUGAGAAGCCCAAGAAAUGUUCGUCCACUCCCAGCAGCAAGUCCAGCAGUCCAUCUGUGACCCCUCAGCUGACACCAGUCGCAACCCCCAUAGAUCUGAGAAUGAGCGAAAUGCCAUCUUUCCACUUUGUCCCAAUUAAUGGUAUGACUUUCCACAAUCACAGUUCAUCCAGUGCACCAUCAACUCCGGAGCUACAGAGUCGCCGAUUGCCAUCAAGGUCCAUGAGAAUGGCAAAAGCAGAUUUUACUACAGAUACCCAAGAACAGCGAGGUCGUAGCAUGGUUCCCCGGCGACGGCCAACAGAUUUUACUGCCAUAAACCCAGAGUAUCGUAUCCCACCACCUAGAGUUAAUAUUUCAAAUCCAAUUUACUGCUCCAGUUCAGAGGACAGUAACUCUGAUAUUUCAGCCCUUUCAUAUGACACUUCUUCCCAGGAUGGUAGCCCGGACAAGACAAUGCCCUGGGGUGGGUACCAGCCACCACCAAAUGGUUAUAACUCGCCUCUACUCAGGAGUGCACCCAUCAACCACCAAGAAGCACAAGGUUUUUAUAAAAAUGCUCAACAUAUGUCAUCUCCCAGUUUUUAUAAAAUGUAUGGCUUUCCAGAAGGUCGUUCUGCAUCCCCACUCACUAGAGAACUUGAGUUCCACCAUCAGUUAGAAGGCCGUGCUGCUUCCCCACUCUCAAGAGAACUUGAGUUUCGUCAUCCAUUUGAGGGCCGUGCUGCUUCUCCACUUACUAGAGAACUAGAAUUUCGUCAUCCAUUAGAGAAUCGUACUGCUUCCCCACUCAUUAGAGAACUUGAAUUCCGACACCCAUUGGAGAAUCGUACUGCUUCCCCACUCAGUAGAGAACUUGAAUUCCGUCACCCAUUGGAGAAUCGUACUGCUUCCCCACUCACUAGAGAACUUGAGUAUCACCAUUCAUUGGAGAAUCGUACUGCUUCCCCACUCACUAGAGAACUUGAGUAUCACCAUUCAUUGGAGAAUCGUACUGCUUCCCCACUCACUAGAGAACUUGAGUAUCACCAUUCAUUGGAGAAUCGUACUGCUUCCGCACUCACUAGAGAACUUGAAUUCCGACACCCAUUGGAGAAUCGUACUGCUUCCCCACUCACUAGAGAACUUGAGUAUCACUAUUCAUUGGAGAAUCGUACUGCUUCCCCACUCACAAGAGAACUUGAGUUUCUUCAUCCAUUGGAGGGUCGUACUGCCUCUCCACUUCCUAGAGAGUUUGAGUUCUGCCAUCCUCCUCUGAAAUCCAUACAGUCUGCACAGUUCCCACAUAGGGAGUACCAUUAUGGAGAUGAAAGAACACAUCUUCAGAUGCAGAGGGUAAAGCCAUCUCACAGCAGAAUUGUACGGACCCCAUCCUUGAAGGAGUACCCUCAUCGUGGUUUGCCAAGGGAAUUGGUUUCUGAAGAGCUGCAGUCAUGGCAUAAAAGGAGCAUACGAAGCAAGCGAGGGCGCCCUCACUCAUUGGACAGACAAGGCGCCAUCCGAGUGCACAGCAUUCCAGACCAUGGACAUCAGUCAUUACGUGUGCCUCCUCAGCAUUUUCAGGCUCCACAGAAACACUCUCCACAGAGGCAUGUGCUGAAAAGGAACCCUGAUGGUGUCCCAUCACAGUGGUAUUUGCCAGAGGAAGCAGAGAUUGUCAGUCAAGUGUGAACAGUGCAUUCUACAGGCAAGCAGGCAGGCUCCUGCUGUCUUCCGCACCACACCUGGGGGCCUCUUCCCUGGGCUCAACCCUUCUGUGAACAUAAAUGAAUGGAUUUUAUAGGGAAGUAUACACCAAUGUGUGUAACUGUGGACUUGUGGUGAAACGUGAUUACUCAGAACAGUUGUUGGACAUUAAUUCAGUGCUAAAACUACAAAUAACGUGGACUUUUAAUUCUGUAAAAAUGCAGGGUAGUAAUGAAAUGCUUUGACUAAUAUAGCCAAACUGGAAUCAUUAUGACAUGUAGUGUUAUUGUAUAGUUACGUCUAGUUCAUGUUUACAAGAUUAAGGCCACAGCGAACAACACUGCAUAUAGGAGGUGGCUUUCAACAGUCUGGGUUGGAAUCAUUUGUUGAACUGUGAUGAAGAGAACAUAUUACCUUCUGACAAAUAAUGUGACUCACACCAGAUGUUCCAAGAACAACUUAAACCAGACUGUCAAGUCAUGGCUGAAAAAGGAAUUGUUCCUCCCAUUAUAAACUAUGCAGCAGUAGAUUUAUGCAGUCAGCUGUUUUGUAUCGGGACAUGUUUUGUUGUGUCACUUGUCAGUUAACUAUAUGUAUUAGUUUUUUAAAAAAAAGUAUUUUUAUUAAUACUUGAAGGGGUAUUUUUAUUAAUACUUGAAGGAGAAAAACCUAAGUUAGUGUUCAUUCUAUGUGAAAUCUUGGAAAUAUUUGGCUUAACAAUUAUUUCUCUGAUGGUCUACUUUGGUUACACUCAUUAAGCUAUAUAGACUGUGUCUGUGCCUUGGUUGUUGAUGCUUGAAGGCAAGAUCUUGUAUGGGAGAUAAACUGCUGAAACUUUAUACUUAUCAGGAGGUUGCUAAGAAAUGCUGCUAGUCAUUUGUCAGUUCUCUGAAAUCAUUCAAGAAGUCUCUGAAGCUCAUAACCAGAAAGCCAUUUAUCCAAAUAACAGUUACAGCAACAAAAAGACCUUACCCGAUUACAUUAUGCACUCGGAACACACAGUGGUAUAGACGCCAGUGUACAGCAUGUGACUUUGAAUACAAUGAUAUCAGAAAUUCUGAGGUUCGUUUUAAGGGAUGCAGCACUAUAUGUGUUUGCAUAAGACUCCCAUGUACAGUUUAGGACAGCAAUGGGCAAGUUUGUGCAAAAGGUUACCAGGUACAGUUUAGGGCAUCACUGGUUACGUGUGUGCUAAAGCUUCCCAUGUACAGUUAGGCCAUGCAAGGAGCUUUUCAGGUCAAGUUUAGGGCAUGUCAUACUAGUCACAUUUGUUAAGAACUUACUUGGUUAUAGUUCACUAGUGGAACAGGAUGGUUCACUGAAGAACAUUGC